Labrus mixtus (cuckoo wrasse) is the source of this 2281-nucleotide messenger RNA. RefSeq names its product heparin-binding EGF-like growth factor a (gene hbegfa). The transcript has 6 exons. NCBI's taxonomy places the organism in Eukaryota, Metazoa, Chordata, Actinopteri, Labriformes, Labridae. Gene Ontology annotation, biological process: positive regulation of mitotic nuclear division; epidermal growth factor receptor signaling pathway; positive regulation of cell population proliferation. The record is from RefSeq and is a predicted model, not a curated record. The coding region runs from base 249 to 968 and encodes 239 amino acids.
GCCUCUGUGCGGACGCUCUCUCACUGCGCUCCUCUCAGGCACUAACAUCCGAGACACACCAGCCUUCCGAAGUAGCCUAAGUCGAAGAGGUCAAAAACAAGCGGGAUUAAACCAUACAAAAAUAUCCUGAGAAAGAAAAGAAACGAAGGAAUAUUUAGACGCCGAACAACAGGAAGGAAUACAACUUGUUGGUCGUCUUAUUUUUGAAACCUUUCUUCUCAAAAAAAAUCACUGGAAGUUCAGACAUCAUGAGGAUUUUGGCUGUUGUGCUCCUUCUGGUUCACGCCUUGGUGGUGUCCAGACUGGCCAGCGGUGCUGCAGUUGACAGGUAUGAGAGCGACAGGCAUCGGGACAUAACUGUUAUCAACUUUUUGGACACAACCAAAGACAGAAGGAUAGAGGAGGAGAGCAGAAGCGCAGCAGCAACAACAAUGGGGAAAAGUGAGGAAGAGGAGGACGAGGAUUAUGAUGAUGAAUAUGACUAUGUAGAGGAGUAUGAAGAUGGCAUGUCCGGAGACUACGAUGUGGAACAUCCACAAGUUGCCAUGUCGAGCAAACCCAAAGACCCGUCUGCCAUCCUGGAGUCGGAGAGAACUGACGAAAAGAGAAGAAGGGGAAAGGGAAGAAAGAGAGGGAAAGGCAAGGGGAAGAAGAGGAAUCCUUGCCUGAAGAAGUACAAAGAUUUCUGCAUCCACGGCACCUGCCAAUACCUGAGGGACAUCCGCGCCCCCUCCUGUGUCUGCCAUCCGAGUUACUCCGGUGAGAGGUGUCAGUUCUUCACGCUGCCCUUAGAGAAGCCUCAAGAGGGCUACAACCGGACCACAGCCCUCGCCGUGGUGGCAGUGGUGCUGUCGUCUGUUUGCCUCACCAUAAUUGGCCUUUUAUUAUUGCUCAGGUUUCACAAGCGGGGAGCGUAUGAUGUAGAGAGUGAAGAGAAGGUCAAACUAGGGUUAGCGUCCAACCACUGAGGAGACAAAGAGAGGCAAAGAAGCGGAGAUUCUACCUCAAAAUAAAUAUGAGAAGUGACCCUGAAGGGAGGUCCUAGAGGGUAAAAGGAUUGUACAUGAAGAAGGGAACAGAGGUUGCUGUGUGCCUGACCCUCUGCCAGAUGUUCAGAUGAAAAAAAGGACACCUGAACAUUUUCCUGAAGGCCUCGGAAAAGAAGAUGGCCCGCCCGAUAACUGGAAUACUUACGGCUCAGAGGAUGGACCGGAGAUGUGGCAAACGAGAGGUGAAAAGCACAAGAAGAAGAAGAAGAAGAAGAAGAAGGAACGUGUCUAGACUCUGUGCUGCUUCUUGACUGUGUGAAAAGAGGUCCUUUCAGACUGAACUGAAACAGAAAAAAAAGGUUUUUGAAAACCAGAGUUCAACCUGGAUUUUUUUUCUCCACAGACAACGUUUUGUAUUUUCCUGCAAAAGUCCAUCUUUUAUUUUCUUUGUGUACAGUAAACGGUAUAUUUAUAAUUUUAAUUUAUUUAUUUAAGCUAACUGUAUUUAUAGAGAUUUAACCACCUACCACACGUUUUAGAAAUAAAGAUGUUACAGUUGUUUUUAUAUUUCCUAUCGGAAGACUUGAUAUUUAUUUAUGAAAAAGAAAAGUAAGAAAUGCAGAAGCUCCUUGAGAAAUGAUGCGUAAAUAUCUGAUUUCGUUCAUUUUGGCACUCAGAAGAUGAUCAAUAGCACUGUGAUUAAUAGAUUGAUCAUUAAAUUGACAUGAUUUUCUUUUAUUUAGGGGGAUUUCACAUAGAGAAACACCCUGAUCAUGCUCACACAGUUACACACUUAUAAACUUUAAAGCAACCAGUUGGAGCUGUGAGAAACUGAGCAGCUCCAAUGUAAAAGUUGAAUGGUUUAGGGCCUUGCUUAAAGGCACAUCAUCAGUGAAAAUGAGGCACUAUCCACUCCCAAAACUCGCCAGCUUUUGGGGAUCCUUAGGCCACAUGAGGCUUGGAGUUCGGCCUAACUGUCAUAGUGAAAGAUCAAUAUCAUUAAGUUACAUUGCACUGGCUGUGUUUGAAUAAGAAGCAACAUAAAAGCUGCACUCUUCAUCUGUAAUGUUAAAAGACUGUAAGAAGGGAGUCAAAUAACCAUUGAACUGUAUGAAUAUGUCGUCUUAUCAUCAUUAUAAGAGAAACUCCCUCACUUCCAUGUUCAGCUGUCAAGCAAAAGAAAUGUGAAUUCAAGUGUUCCACCCUUUCAAAUCCUGUCCUGCAGUUUUGAAGUGACUGUUAUUUAUGUAACUUUUUCAGAUCCAAAAUAAAAAAAGAAUUAUCUGAAUUUU